Molecule: messenger RNA, 2508 nt
Organism: Xenopus tropicalis (tropical clawed frog)
Lineage: Eukaryota; Metazoa; Chordata; Amphibia; Anura; Pipidae
Gene: xrra1
Product: X-ray radiation resistance associated 1
Exons: 18
Coding region: 274-2484 (736 amino acids)
Cellular component (GO): cytoplasm
Source: RefSeq, a predicted model, not a curated record
GCGCAGCAGCGGCCCCGCCUUCCAUCCGGCGCUUGACUUCAAAUAGUAUAAACUACAACUCCCAGAUAUGCUUGCGCGGAAAAUCCGCUUUCAGUUGCCAGGAUAACUGUCCCUCGGCAUGCUGGGAAUUGUAGUCGAUACUUCUCUGUCCGUCUCCUGUUAAGUAAAAUGAUAGCGUCGGCGGGUUGCUAGGAGACAAGGACUCCCGGGAGGGACAUGCAUGCAGCAACGGGAGCCGGGAUAGGAACAGCCGGGCAAUGAGCCCUCACCGACAUGGCUGCCGCCUGGCGCUACAGAAUGGACGCUGGAGAUUUCUUUGUGAGCAACUGCUUCCCUGCAAGAACCCUUCUCCGUUCUACUGACAGAGGUGGCCGCUGGGUAAAGACUCAGAGAGUGUGGGGCAACCGGAGAAUGCGGUUAGUGAGAUCGGCAGCGUCAGAUACAUAUUGGGCCAACCCGGACACCGUACUUACAGAGCCAACAUGGAAUGGGCCCUUAAGCAAAAGCCUAGAUCCUCAGCAAAAUGUCCUGAAUGCCUCAUUCCUGCUAAAGACCCAUUUUGUAAAGACACCGGCAGAUCUAUACUCAGUAGAUGUCAGUGACAGGAACCUGACUUCUGCGCAGGAGGAGGAGCUGGCGCAGUUUCAGUGCGUGGCGUAUAUAAAUGCAGCAGAGAAUUUUCUGACUCUUGGAACUUUCUGCAGCUUUCCUGCACUCAGGGAACUGGAUCUUUCCAUGAACAACAUCAGAAAUGUGCGUCUGCGCCCGGGCGACCUCCCCAAACUGGAAUUGCUGGACCUGUCCUAUAACAAUCUGUCUCCAGAUGACAUCUCUCAGCUCGGUGUUCUGUCCCACCUACGGGUGCUUCACCUUUCAGGGAACAGCCUCUCCCAUCUUCCACCUGACAUGAGUGCGCCCCAUGGAAAGGAUUUAUCCCUGACCCUGUUCUCGGCCCUGGAAAUCCUGAUGUUGGAUGAUAACAACCUGUCCCACCCAGCAGUGUUCCUGAGCCUGGCCACCCUAACCAGGCUGCGGGUGCUCAACCUCGACAACAACAGUAUUUGUGGGAUCCCGUACCUGUAUCCAGCCGACGGCGGUCAUGUGACAGACCCACCCAAUGAGCAGGAGAAAGGGACGGAGACCCUCGUACCUGAUCAGGAGUCACAGCAAGAACGAUUAGAGGAAGACGAUGGGGUGAAGAUGGCGCCGUUGGAUUACACUGUUGGACCCAGCAAGGACGACCCAGACAGAACAGAGGUGGUAUUUACUAACCCGGCCAACUCGCAGCAGGGCGAUCAUGUGACGAAAUCUUUGGAUACCACGGAAAGUUUCAGGUUCCUCAGCCACACAAGUGAAGAUGGAAUGAGCCAAUCACUGCCGCCGUUGCCGAGCCUGAGAUACCUGAGCCUGGCCAAUAAUAAGAUUCGGCACCAGGAGAAGCUUUUAGCCGCCGCCCUGUUCCCCUCCCUGGAAGAACUGGUGAUCCAUGGGAAUCCCCUCACCUCUCUCAGGAAAGGGGAUCCACCUUUGCUCAGUCAUGUCCUCCAGCAGCGCCUGGGGAUCCACAUUACAAGGAAAAAAUCCCCUGGGAUCAGGAAACCGCCCCUGUUUAUUCCAGUGAAAGAGGGGAGAAAGGUACAGUCGGUUAUCCCCAAGGUGCCCAAACAGCCCCUGAUGGCGGAACCCCUGGGCAUCCCCUCCCUCGGCCCCCCAUUUGAUAGCCGUCACCUGCUGCAUGAUGGGAAUGAAUACUCCCUGUCUCCGAGCCCCCUUCCCCCAAUCCCACCUUCCUCCAAGAGCCAGAGGGAGCCAGGCCGGGCCCUGAGUGCAGAAGACAGUGGGCACAGCCCAGAGGCGGCACUGGGAGUGGAGAUGAGCCCCAGCCCAGACGAUGCCGCCAGCUCCAUAUUUAUGACACAGGUGGAUGAUCUGCCAGAACCCUCAGGGGGCCCCAGCCAGCUGGGGGCGGAGCAACAGAAGGAAGUCCCUGAGAAAUUCAAGGGCUACGAAGAACUGUUCUGUGUCCAGACUGACCCCGAUUUUAUAGACCCAGUGGGCAUACAGAGCAACGUGCAGGCCCUGCAGAACGCGCUCAAGCACCUCCUGGUGUAUGGAGACCCCAAGCCGAGGCUCCCCGGCCUACAGCAGCCAUUUAUACCCACCCAGGGCAAGUUUGGAAAAGCCCCGACCCCGCUGCCCCGGAAGCACAAAAAGGAGAUCUUGGGGCAAAUCCUAGUGGGCAUGAGAGAGCCACGGCAUCUGACACAGGUGCCACUAGAGUCCAUCUUGGGGCAGAAGCAGCCCACCCCGGAGCAGAGAGAAGCGCAGAUGUUGCUGCGGGAGUUGCGCCACAGGUAUAAGGCGCUACAGGCGGAAUCAGUGAAACGAGCCAGAGAGAUGGAGAGCAGCCUGGGGGAUACGGGAGGGCUGGGGCCACAGCCAAUAACGAGGGGGGAUGUUACCGACCAUAGGAUUGACCAAUAAAAUCUAAGUAUGAAUUCACCUAUC